Messenger RNA from Triticum dicoccoides, 541 nucleotides. Its product is annotated as probable stress-associated endoplasmic reticulum protein. The transcript is spliced from 3 exons. Bases 149 to 355 code for a protein of 68 amino acids. Gene Ontology annotation, cellular component: endoplasmic reticulum. NCBI's taxonomy places the organism in Eukaryota, Viridiplantae, Streptophyta, Magnoliopsida, Poales, Poaceae. Gene Ontology annotation, biological process: endoplasmic reticulum unfolded protein response. The record is from RefSeq and is a predicted model, not a curated record.
CAGAGCCUUAGAAGCCAUUCGGUUUCCUAUAAAGCCCCUCGUCUCGCCUCAAAUUGGCCAAAUCACAACACCGAGUCCAAACUAACCCCCGGCUGCACCAGCUCCCAUUCCUCGCCGGCGAGCUCACCGGACACAGCCCGAAGCCAAGAUGACUACUUCCAGGCGCCUUGCUGACAGGAAGACAGCGAAGUUCCAGAAGAACAUCACCAAGAGGGGUUCGGUGCCUGAAACCACUGUGAAGAAGGGGAAUGACUAUCCUGUUGGACCUAUAGUGCUUGGAUUCUUCAUCUUUGUGGUCGUCGGAUCAUCUCUGUUUCAGAUAAUCAGGACAGCGAGCAGUGGUGGGAUGGCCUGAACGCCGUCAUACAUUAAUACAGUUGCAGCUAAAUUCGUUUGAUGUCGUCAUAGUUUGUCUUACUUAAAAGUACCCAGUUUCAGCUGAUGUUGUAAGAACUGUAAGAGUUAUCAAUCUUAUACAUAUUAAACGGACAAGUUUGUCUCUGGUCACUGUUUUCAGUCGCAUUUGCAUGUUGAAGCAAUC